This is a messenger RNA of Penicillium samsonianum, 729 nucleotides long. RefSeq lists its product as uncharacterized. The transcript has 3 exons. Bases 1 to 729 code for a protein of 242 amino acids. The record is from RefSeq and is a predicted model, not a curated record. NCBI's taxonomy places the organism in Eukaryota, Fungi, Ascomycota, Eurotiomycetes, Eurotiales, Aspergillaceae.
AUGUCCACUUCCAAGCGAACCCUCGAGGACUUGGAGCUCUCCAAGGCCAAGAGAGUUUGUCGCCCGGCGCCCCUCAAGCUCAAAUGUUCCAACAUGCCCACCCAUCUGGCUAAUGGAGAUAAUCUGUCUCCAUUUCUGGCCCAGAAUGGCCAGCCCUCGCCAAUUCCGGAAAGCUCUUCAGCCAGACCACUCCCCCAAUUGGCCAAUGGCAAUAAUCUAUCUCCCCGCCUGGUCCAACAGAUUGGCGAGCCAUCGCCAAUUCCGCACACCCUCCUGAACCAGUCGUUGAAUAUCAACGAACCAUCCGAGACCACUCCCACUCGGCGCCCUUUCCUCUUCUCUGGCAUCGAAGAGAAUGCCCAGCCCACAGUCGAGUUUAACCCUCGUCUUUCCACCCCCAAUAACGAAGCAUCGAACACCGUGAAUGUGAACUGGCCACUCCCCUACACUCGGUCCAGUCAACGAGGAUGGCUUCGCUAUAGUCAACCAGACUUGGUACGACAUAGCUCUAUGACGGACUCGGACUCCCAGUCCUCGGGGUCUCCUCGCUCGUUUCACUUCAACCCACGAGCUUUCCCAGCCCCUCGAAUCCGCACUCGAGUCCAGUACUUCGGCCGUCCCGAGGGAAAGCCUCGCAAGAAGCCGCGCUUUAUUAUCAGCUUCCGUCGUGGUUGCCCUCAAUGUUAUCACCGGACUCCUGGUCAUAUUAACCAUAUUAUCUUUUCUUGA